GUGGUGAGUGUGGCUCAAUACGAGGCGUGCGCGCGCGCUCCGGUACUACAGGAGGAUGAGCGCGGACAGCGGCUGCACGGCCAAACCGGGCGUGGAGACAGCUGAGCGGGGCUGAUCAAUAUGCCGGGGAAGAUUUACCCUAUCGAUACCCAAAGCUGCAUUUAAGGACUGCAAAGAUGACUGAGGGGAAACUGUGCCAGGUGCAGCUGCUGGACGACAGGAAGCUGGAGCUGCUGGUUCAGCCUAAGCUACUGUCGUAUGAACUCCUCGACUUGGUGUCCUCCCACUUCAACCUCAAAGAGAAGGAAUUCUUCGGACUCGCAUUUUUUGAUGACAAUGGUCAGUGUAAGUGGUUGCAGAUGGAUCGCAGAGUCCUUGAACAUGACUUCUCAAAGAAGGCCGGGGUCAUUGCCCUCAACUUUCUGGUCAGGUUUUAUGUAGAAAACAUAACGCAGCUGAAGGACAUCAUAACAGUGGAGCUGUUCUACCUGAAUGCGAAAUCUGCUGUCUACAGUGGGAUUAUCGAGGUGGAAAGCGAGAACGUCUUCAAAUUAGCUGCGAAUGCUUUGCAGGAAGCUAAAGGAGACUACACGAGUGAUGAAAACACUCGAGCUGAUUUGAAGAAACUACCAACUCUUCCCACCAAAGUCCUGAAGGAGCAUCCAUCUCUUGCAUACUGUGAGGAUCGAGUUAUCGAAUAUUACAAGCAGAUGAAAGGCGUAUCCCGAGGACAGGCCAUUGUGCAGUAUUUGACGCUGGUGGAGUCACUGCCGACGUACGGCGUGCAUUAUUUUGAAGUUAAGGAUAAACAAGGGAUACCGUGGUGGCUCGGCAUCAGCUAUAAGGGCAUCGGCCAGUACGACCUGCAGGAUAAAUUAAAACCUCGGAAGCUUUACCAGUGGAAGCAACUAGAAAACUUGUACUUCAGAGAGAAGAAAUUUGCUGUCGAAGUUAACGAUCCUCACCGGAGAGCAGUAACCAAACGCACAUUUGGGCAGACAGGCCUUCUCAUCCACACGUGGUAUGCCAGCCACUCUUUGAUCAAGACGAUCUGGGUCAUGGCCAUCAGCCAGCAUCAGUUCUACUUGGACCGAAAGCAAAGCAAAGCUAAAAUAGGAACAGCGAAAAGCGUGGAGGAAAUAGCCAUGGAUCUGACGGAGCAUGGAGGAGCGAAGAUGAACAGACUGGGAGACGUAGUCCUGAAGAACAACCUGAUAACAGCCAGCAAUGGGAGCCUGGUGUCGACAGGUUCUGCAGACUCUGAAAUGAGCGAAGAGCAGAAGAAGGAAAAACUGUCUGAGCUGAGAAAAAAAGAGCAGGAGAUUCAAGAUAUUUUGGCAAAGAAAACAAAGGAGCUGAAGAAGAUUUGCCUGAGAGAGGCGGAGCUCACUGGCAAGCUGCCAAAGGAGUAUCCCCUCUCAUCGGGUGAGCGACCGCCGCAGGUCAGACGCAGAGUUGGCACCGCGUUCAAGUUGGACGACCUUUUCCCCUACAACGAGGAUCCCUUCCUGAGAAACCUGGAGAGCAGAUUUGCCCUUCAGCAAAAGAUUGUGGAGGCGGCUAAAAAGCUGGCGAACGAGCCAGAGCUGUGCAAGACAGUGAAGAAGAAGAGGAGAAGGAACUGUCUGGACGCCAUGCACAGACUCCAGCAGAUCGAGGACGAGAUGAACCAGUACAGGAUCAAGAAGGGGAAAAAGCCCACGCAGCGGGCCUCGGUGAUCAUCGCAGAUGAACUCAUUCGUUCAGACUGCAGCUCUCUGUCUAGUCUCCCUCUGGACGACGAUGACUCAGACAGUGCCAGCCAGAGGCCGCGGUCGCGCUCGGUUCAGGGCUCGCCUCAGCUCAGUCCUCUGCGGUCGCUGGGAGCAGAAUAUGAUGGAGCGCCUUCACGAGAAAAUCACCACAACAAGAACCACAGCAGAUUAGCUUUUGAUGGCCAGGAGGCUUCCCAUUACUACCAGAACCCAAGAGAGGUCUCCUCCACCCACAGUAGUCCCUAUAAAACCCUUCCCAGACCUCCCAGAGAUCCACGCAGCAUGCCUCCCACCCCGGCUAUGACCCGCAAUGCCUACAGCAGCAGCCAGCUCAGGUCGGAGGGGUCUCCUCACUGCUUCCGGCACCGCAGUGGAAGCCUGGAGUCUCAGCCCCGGCUCAGAAAGGAGACCGACUCGGAGAAGCCGGUCUUCAUCUUGUCGCCGGCUCAUCGCAGCAACAGCACAGAGGUGUUGGAGGACUGCUCGUCCUACACCAGCCAGUCCAGCCUGGACUACUGCGGCGCGGCCAACUCCCACUACAGCACGCUGGACUCCCGUACCUCGACCAUGCACCGCCUCCACCGGAAGGUGGAGGUGUACGGUAACACCGGGAGCAUGCCCAACCUGGUCCAGCACCACUCCGGCUGUAGCUAUUCGUGCGAGAGCUCUUCACACUAUGCACCCAGUGCCUACUACGUCGCUGGCUACCCCUGCCCGGACAUGGAGCCUUACAACAACGGUGCCUACGUGUACGAGAACGAGGUGGAGGGCCACUACAACGUCAACCCGUCCUACCAGCUGAACGGCUACCACGGACACGACAGGUUCAGGCACUACAGCAGCGACGGGGCGGACAGUCUCUCUCAGAAUCCGUACGCCACGGUGCGGCCGCCGCGGAGUCGAGAGGGGCCCAGAAAUGAGCUGCUGGCCAAGAACAUGCAGAAGGCGCUGGUGGCGGAGCACCUGAGGGGCUGGUACCACCGCAGCAGGGGCCACAGGGAGGGGGGGAGGGGCCUGCUGGCCGGAUACGACUUCGACAGCGGCUCCCAGAUCAGCCUGGGGUACCAGACCAUGCCGGCAGGCUUCAGCCACUCCAGUCGGACCACCUCCUUCUCAUCAGUGUCUUCGGCUGAGAGCGCCGGUAACUGGCGCAACCAGCUGGCGGUCGGCCUGGCGGAGUUCGACUCGGCCGACGCGUCCCUGUGUCCUCACCCCGGAGCGCCGACGUCUCUGUACAACCGCAGCCCCACACACCACAGAUUCUCUCCAGAAAACAAAGAGUCUGACACAAAGCCUAAAAAGUCUGAGUCAGUAGACGCGGUCGGUGCUGAGGCCACUAGUUCAGAUGAGCCGACAGACAACCAUGCUAGCACUUAAGGAUUUCUUCACGACAGAAGCUACAUGAGCAUCCACUGAAGAGGACCAAACCAAACAUGGGCACAAGCGAAGCCAUGGCCAGCAGCACAUGAAGGGAACGAGGCUGUACAUAGAGGUUUUCUCCACCCAGUCGUCUGCGAAGUUCUGUCCUGUGGGGUUUCUGCAGAGGGGCGGUGCGCCGCCCUGGUGGUAAAGUACUCUCCCAACACGGUGAUGACACUCCUGAAUGACUUUCCCAUGUGCCUUGGAUUGGAUGAAUUGUACAGGCAGAUGAGAAUGUGUCAUGAAAACUUUGAGAUGUUGCACAACCACUCUGGAUUCAACUCUUACUGUCGAUUGAAGAUCACAAAAAAAAAAAAAAGAGAAGAGAAGAGAAAAGCAACGAGUUUUUACUGAAUCCAACUCAAUGUAUUUUAACAGGAA
Messenger RNA from Salarias fasciatus (jewelled blenny), 3554 nucleotides. It is a transcript of the gene frmd4bb, whose product is annotated as FERM domain containing 4Bb. Lineage: Eukaryota; Metazoa; Chordata; Actinopteri; Blenniiformes; Blenniidae. Bases 177 to 3131 code for a protein of 984 amino acids. The record is from RefSeq and is a predicted model, not a curated record. Gene Ontology annotation, biological process: establishment of epithelial cell polarity. The transcript is spliced from 24 exons. Gene Ontology annotation, cellular component: bicellular tight junction; cytoskeleton; adherens junction.